Messenger RNA from Boleophthalmus pectinirostris (great blue-spotted mudskipper), 6255 nucleotides. It is a transcript of the gene atg9b, whose product is annotated as autophagy related 9B. The record is from RefSeq and is a predicted model, not a curated record. NCBI's taxonomy places the organism in Eukaryota, Metazoa, Chordata, Actinopteri, Gobiiformes, Gobiidae. Gene Ontology annotation, cellular component: autophagosome; phagophore assembly site. Gene Ontology annotation, biological process: protein localization to phagophore assembly site; autophagy of mitochondrion.
AUCUAUGUUUUGUUGACAUUUGUUUGUGUAAGACAAAAACAGUGGACUCGCAUUGGAGGAUGGUGUAUUUUUGGACACUGCUUGACCUCGACAGAGCCUGAACAGAGAUACCGCAACAAUUUCCAAACAGCUGUGUAAAUUCUGCCUAAUCUGACCAAGAAUGGACUGCGGGCUACGCUAAAAUGUCACUAAGCUAGGCAGAUGGACAGAGCAAGUGGCGAACAAAACAAAACCGUGUCACCCUGACUACAUGAGAGGCUGAAUCAUCCCCUGCAUAGCCACCUCCAGCAUCGCACAGUACAGAGGAUCGACUGUUUUAACGCAUAUAUUUGGAUCGGCUACAAUAAUCGUUCUGUUAGCAUCGUAACAAUUUCAAGGUGUCCAGUGUUAUUACGCUGUUAUUGUUGUGUAUCUCCGCAAGACUAGCAUGCUAGCAGUGAGCUAACGUUAGCCUUAGCUGCCCUAAUAUGAACUGCUACAUUUACAAGUCACCCUGCGACAAAAUGUAGCAGAUGUUUUAUAAUAAACUAACACAAGGCAGUGUUCAUUAACAGUAGAUUUAAUUAAGCGUUGGCCCCAAGAAUGUAAGGAAAAUGGCAAACUUUGAAGAGUAUCAGGAGUAUCAGAGAAUAGAGGAUUUUGAGGAGGACUCCCCACCAGGAGAGGAAGACUUGCUGCUACACGUGCCUGAAGGCCUCAAAGACUCAUGGCACCACAUCAAGAACCUGGACAACUUCUUCACAAGAAUCUAUCAUUUCCAUCAAAAGAAUGGAUUUGCUUGCAUGAUGCUGACCGAGUUUUUUGAGCUUGUUCAAUUUCUGUUCGUUGUCACAUUCACAACUUUCCUUGUCAACUGCGUGGAGUAUGACGUCCUAUUCGCUAACCGGCCCGUCAAUCACACCGAACCAGGGCACAACCCCAUGGACCGCAACAAAGUCACUCUCCCUGAUGCCAUCCUACCCAGCCAGCAGUGCACCCAGAGGAUUCAAGAAAACAGCUGGAUAAUAUUUCUUCUCAUCAUGGCAGCCACUUUCUGGAUUUAUCGACUCAUCAAAGUAUUUUGUAAUAUCCUGAGCUACUGGGAGAUAAGACAGUUCUAUAUCAAGGCACUGAAAAUCAGAAUGGAUGAACUAUGCAACUUCACCUGGCAGGAGGUUCAGGACCGCCUCAUUAGCCUGCAGCGGGAACACCAGAUGUGCAUCCACAAGAAGGAGCUGACUGAACUCGACAUCUACCACCGCAUCCUCCGCUUUAAGAACUACAUGGUGGCUAUGAUCAACAAGUCCCUGCUGCCCGUGCAAUUACAACUCCCCCUGCUUGGCAAUGUUGUGUUCCUCACCCAGGGCCUCAAGUACAACUUUGAACUCAUCCUAUUCUGGGGUCCCGGCUCGCUUUUCCAAAACAAGUGGAACCUCCAUCCUAAAUACAAGCGUGGUGGAAACAGGCUAGAACUUGCGCAGCAGUUGAGUCGAGUCAUCCUUCUGAUUGGAUUGGCCAAUCUGCUUCUCUGUCCGUUUAUUCUGGUGUGGCAGGUCCUCUACGCAUUCUUUAGCUACACAGAAAUCAUCAGAAGAGAACCGGGGAGUCUUGGAGCAAGACGCUGGUCGCUGUAUGGCCGUUUGUACCUCAGACAUUUUAAUGAACUGGACCACGAGCUGCACGGGAGACUGGGGCGAGGGUACAAAGCCACGUCUAAAUAUAUGAACUCCUUCACCUCGCCCUUGCUCACCGUCCUGGCCAAAAACGUAGCUUUCUUCUCCGGCUCGGUGCUGGCCGUGCUCAUCGCCCUCACGGUGUACGAUGAGGACGUGCUGACGGUGCAGCACAUUCUGACCGCUAUAACUGUGCUGGGCGUGGUUAUCACCAUAACUAGGUCCUUCAUCCCAGAUGAGCAUAUGGUGUGGUGCCCUGAGCAGCUGUUGCAGUGUGUGCUGGCACACAUUCACUACAUGCCCGACCACUGGAGAGGCAAUGCUAACAAGAGCGAGACCCGGGACGAGGUGGCACAGCUGUUCCAAUACAAAGCGGUGUUCAUCCUGGAGGAGCUGCUCAGUCCCAUCGUAACACCCUUCAUUCUGAUUUUCCACCUGCGGAACAAAUCUCUGGAGAUCAUCGACUUCUUCAGGAACUUCACGGUGGAGGUGGUGGGGGUCGGAGACAUCUGCUCCUUUGCACAGAUGGACAUCCGUCGCCAUGGAAACCCAACGUGGAUGUCCGAGGGCCAGACAGAGGCCUCCAUUUACCAGCAGGCGGAGAACGGCAAAACAGAGCUGUCCCUGAUGCACUUCACCAUAAAGAACCCGCGCUGGCAGCCCCCUCAGGAGAGUUCAGUGUUCAUCAGCCAUCUGAAGGAGAAGGUCCACCACGACGCUCUGAGCGGCCCCAGCACACAGCAGCUUCUGUCCGAGGCUCCACUCUGCACCUCCCUGCAGUCCAAUGACUCCGGGGUCACAGGGCCUGAUAACCUCCUGGCCAGUGUGUUGGCUCACCCCAUGUUGACAGCAUCUGGACUUCAGGGCCGUGAGCACCGCUUCAUUCCCCCAAGCACCGCUGCCUCAGCUGCUGCAAGUGUCCUGGCCUCGCUGUCCACCUCGCAGCUCCACGGACACACCGGCAGGGGGCGCCCCCACGGCCUCCUGCCCACCUCCAUCCACCCCGAGCACAUGUAUCACAGCGCUCACACUAACAAUGACAGUAUGACAACGAGUGACUGCCGCACGAGAAGCAACGCUCUGCAGUCGGAGUUUGCCUCAGCGGAGAUGAGCCUCCAUGCCAUAUACAUGCAUGAGCUCCACCAGCAGACCUCUAACCCUCAGAGAGUUUCAGGACACUGGCAGAACCCAGUGCCAAUGAGAGAUCUUCAUCCUCACCAUCACUCUGGUGGUCUUAGCACCAGCCUGUCCAUGCCCGCUCCUGUGCACCUCGGCGGCUGGAGAGAGGAGGAUGAGGAGGAAAAUGAAGAUGAUCAAGAGAUUAACAGUGGGUCUACUCCUAAACAGGACACUGGGAGUAGCUGCUGACGCCUUAUGUCAUAAGUGUUUACAUUGUACUUUCUUCAGUGAACAUCGUGGCCUUAGAAGAUCUUGAUUUAGCAUGGACCUGUUUUUGGACAUCCAUCGAAAGCUUGCAUUAGGGUGGGCCAGUUACAUACUAUGAUAACCACUGUCUCUCUCUCUCUGCACCUUUUUGCCCCUGCCCUGCCCCAGCUAUGGCAGACUAUGGCGUCAGGGAAACCAUUUUGUCUUCCGUCCUCUCCACCAAAAUCAUAUGCCAUAUUUCUUGUACAAAUUGCGUCAAGUUAAGUGUGAAACAGAAAAGUAAGUCUUGUUGAAAGUUUUAAAAUAGAAAUCGCAAUUAGGUUUUCAAGAAGUGUGUAAUUUCUUUCAUCUAACCCGCCAUCUUUGAUAAACUAUUUUUACAUGUUCAGUCAUCAUAUUUGUAAAUACACUUCCACGUCUUACUUCAGCUUUUUAUUUCAGUCUGUUGAAAAGUACAGAUAAAAAAAACUACAUGCAUGGGUCAAUAUCGUACUCGAUUUAACAUACAAGCUUUGAUGCUGCUACUGCAAUCAGAAUAUAUUUAUUUUAGACAGUAUUUGCUAAACUGACAAAAAAAACAAAACUGCUGCGUACCUAAACGUUUGGACACCAAUUAAUGCAAGAUGUUUUUAAAGGUGCAAUAUGUAACUUUUUGGUAGGUUGUCCGGUACUUGCUUUUUCUCUCGAAGAUGUUAUUGCUUUGCCUAGAAUGUUCCACAUUAUGUCAUUAAACUGAUCUCUUAGGCAUUUGUUCUAUUACAAGUGUUUUUAUUGUUGAUAAAUACCUAUCUUGAGCUGGGUCGGCGCUUUACAGAUAUUACCUGUAACUUGGCCUUGUGGCGUUACCCGCUCGUCUCCAUGUUGAUAGAUACGCUUAAUGCACUACUGUGGAAUUUUACAGGCACAGCAACAACAUCUCUAUGGAUACAAGCGGUACGACGUAACUUUGACCAGAAAAAAGUUACUUAGUGUACCUUGAAGUGAAAAAAAUAUAGCCAGCUUCUUGCCUUAACACCAGUUCAUCACCUCCUUUGAUACCUCAUUGGUGGUGGAAAAAAGUCUCUGUACCUCUAAUUAUUUCAUUAUGUGUAAAUAAGAUACGUUUUUUGUAGUGUACAGAUUAAGAAGCAUCAUUGAACACCUUUUUACAGUCAGUUGUACAUUUGUAUUGAUAAAUGCUUUUUUUGGAGCCAUGCAUCAGCUCCUUAUAAAAAAAAAAAAGAGAGGAAAAAAUGAGAAAGAGAAUGAAUAAUUUCUAAAAAACAGGGUGUGAUUGCUUUUACAAAUCCUAUUAAUAGUGUCCCCGCACAUGUUUUUGUGUUAGCUUUAGUUUCAAGCUUGGAAUUGUUUACAACUAUGGUAUCUUUCAGUAUUUGUUAACAAUACCUAGAACAAAAAACAUUCUUGCUUCUCUUACCAGCUUUAUUUAUUAUCUAUCCCCUAGUUAUUUAAUUAGACAAGCAGACUAUUUAUUGGCAAAGUAUUUAAAUUAUAUAAAUGAAAAUAUGUACCUCAAAAUCUUGAACACGCCACUUUCACCACCCACUUAAAAAAAUGUGUUUUCAAUUCGUAUUCUUUGCAUUUAAUUAUUAUGAAUAGAAAAGAAAAAAACAAUUCAACCACAUAUCACUGCAUGUUAGGUUUUUAAGAUUUUUUUUUUUUUAAUUAAUCCGUAACAUAGAAUACCUGUUUAUUAGAAAAACAUUUAUAUUUAUAUUUGAUUGUUGAAUGUUCAAUUGUAUGCUCCAAAUUAACACAACGUCAUUAUUCUUUUACUGACCCCUUGUGACUGGAGGUGGUAUGGUAUGUAUUGAUUUAAAUUUCAAUCAGUGGUGAAGAAUUCUUUCCAAAAUUUUCUGGAAUUAAUUCAUCUAACAAACUUACUAACAAAUCAUUCAAAACAAUAGCACGUUACCUAAAGGGACACUUCAUUUCAUCAAAUGUAUGACUUAACUUUUAUUGUCAUUUUGUAUAGACCCUUUAAAAGUUAGAAAACAUGUAUAUUGAUUCUGAAAUGGAGGCAACUAGAGGCAAAGGUGAAGUGGAUCAUAAUGGGAUUUCAAUGGUGAAAUUGGGAUUAGUGUCAGAAUAUAAUUUCGUCAACAUUUUUAAAAAAAUCUGAAGGGGCUUUGGCAAAUUAUCUAAAUCUGUGAGUGAUAUCAGAGCCCAGUUUAAAGACAAUUUUAUUUUACUAUAUUUGUAUAUGCAAUAUGAGAUUAUAAUAUCUUUUUGUUAGCUAAAUCCAGAUUUUUAGGUUUACACAAUAGGAUUUUUAAGAUUAUGUUUUCUAUUAGAUAAUUUACUACAACAAAUCAUACUUUUUGUGAGGCUCAGAUACAAUUUUGUAGCCAGAAACUGUAUUUUUUUCCAUCCUUGGUAACAGAAAAGCAAAGUUACUGACAUUUACACCUUGGGAAUUCAAAAUCUUUACUUCCUUUUGGUCUAUAUAAACCAUUAACAUUUUCAUCUGACGUCAGUUGUAUUAUGGUCUACUUCAUUUUGUCUCCAUUCUGUAAUUUUGAACACUGAGAUGACAUGGCAUUUUAAAGGGUCUACGCAGAAUAGCCGAUACAAUUAUGGCAUAACCUCUGGAAAAUCUAUGUUUGUCAAUUGUCAAAGUGUUCAUUCUUUAAGUGUUGUGAUCACUGCUUGUUUGUAAGAUACAUAUAAUAUUACAAAUACAGUGAGUUAACUGUAGACACUGGCUGGUGGAGUUCACAUGUCUCUAUACACCUCAAUGUGAUGUUUUAUUUAAGCAGUGCCUUCGUAUUAAGGAUUUGCUCACUUUGAAAAAAAGCCAUUUCUCAGCAAUUUAUUUUCACAACAAGCAGUGGAUAAUAUAUGUACAUUGUUGGAAGAUUUGUAACUCGAGAUGGAUUUUUGUGUGUUAUAUCGACAUUAUACCAGUCAGACAUCAUUGUGACUGGAAAAGGUGCUACAUUUUCAAACUGAAUUUUUGAUUUUUUGUUUGUUUGUUUGUUUUUGUUACAUUGUUUGUUUGUUUGUUUGUCCUUAGAUUCCAUAAAAAAAUAAAAACACUAGCGAAAACAGACAUGCCAAAAUAUGUAGUUUUGGGCACAGCUUUAUCAGCGUGUUAUCUGUGUGUGAGUAGAGAGCCAAACCUAUCUUCUUUGGAGUGUAUUUAAUCAUUUUAAGAGUGGCUGAAAUGAUGUGAUGUUUACUUGAGUUGAGAGAAUAAAAAAAAAAUCUACUGGAA